GCCCGAUUCCGUCCCAGCACGGAACCAGUCCUCACUGCAGCCUCUGCUUUCACCGGGGCUCCAGCGGCCGGGAGGCGGGAUGCUCUGGACGCUGGUGCUGCCGGCCCUCUGGGCCUCGUGUGGGGCUCACGCUGGUGACCAGGACGACGACACCGCCUUCAACCUCUUCACCGUCAGCAACAUCAACCGGAAGACCAUCGGGGCCAAGCAGUUCCGGGGGCCCGACCCCAGCGCGCCUGCCUACCGCUUCGUGCGCUUCGACUACAUCCCGCCGGUGGGCGCGGACGCCCUGGGCCGCAUCGCGCGGCUCAUGCAGCAGCGGGAGGGCUUCUUCCUCACGGCCAGCCUGCGGCAGGACCGCCAGACCCGGGGCACGCUGCUGGCCCUGGAGGGCCCUGGCGCCGCCCACCGGCAGUUUGAGAUCGUCUCCAACGGCCCGGCCGACACGCUGGACCUCGCCUACUGGGUGGACGGCACCCUGCACAUCCAGUCCCUCGAGGACGUGGGCCUGGCCGACGCCCAGUGGAAGAACGUCACCGUGCAGGUGGCCGGCGAGACCUUCAGCCUGUACGUGGGCUGCGAGCUGAUCGACAGCUUCAUAAUGGACGAGCCCUUCUACGGGCAGCUGCACACGGAGAGGAGCAAGAUGUACGUGGCCAAGGGCUCUGCUCGCGAGAGUCACUUCAGGGGGCUGCUGCAGAACGUGUACCUGCUGUUUGCCGACUCCGUGGAGGACAUUCUCAGCAGGAAAGGUUGUCCGCAAAGACAGGGAGCGGAAGCCAACGCCAUCAGCGAGAACACGGAGACGCUGCACCUGGGCCCUGCGGUCACCACGGUGCACGAGGGCCCGAGCGCGGAGCAGCGGCCGGGGGUGUGCGAGCGCUCCUGUGAGGAGCUGGGCAGUAUGGCCAGCGAGCUGUCGGGGCUGCGCCUGGUCGUCAACCAGCUGCACGAGAACCUCCGGAAAGUGUCGAACGACAACCAGUACCUCUGGGAGCUCAUCGGCGGCCCCCCGAAGACGAGGAACAUGUCUGCUUGCUGGCAGGACGGCCGGUUCUUCGCGGAGAACGAGACCUGGGUGGUGGACAGCUGCACCAAGUGCACCUGCCAGAAAUUUAAGACGGUUUGCCACCAAAUCUCCUGCCCGCCGGUGACCUGCGCCAACCCGUCCCUGCUGGAGGGUGACUGCUGCCCGUUCUGCUCCCACCCGGACGGCGAGGAGGGCUGGUCCCCGUGGGCGGAGUGGACCCAAUGCUCUGCCACCUGCGGGCCCGGCACCCAGCAGAGGGGGCGCUCCUGCGACGUCACCAGCAACACCUGCCGGGGGCCGUCUAUCCAGACGCGGGCCUGCAGCCUGGGAAAGUGUGACAACCGCAUCCGGCAGGAUGGCGGCUGGAGCCACUGGUCCCCGUGGUCCUCCUGCUCCGUGACCUGUGGGCUCGGCAACAUCACGCGGAUACGUCUCUGCAACUCGCCGGUGCCCCAGAUGGGGGGCAAGGCCUGCAAGGGCAGCGGCCGGGAGACAAGGGGCUGUCAGGGAGCCCCGUGCCCUAUCGAUGGCCGGUGGAGCCCCUGGUCCCCGUGGUCCGCCUGCACCGUCACCUGCGCGGGUGGCAUCCGGGAGCGGACGCGCGUGUGCAACAGCCCGGAGCCCCAGCACGGAGGGAAGGCCUGUGCGGGGGACGUGGUGGACCAGCAGAUGUGCAACAAGAGGAGCUGCCCUGCAGACGGCUGCUUGUCCAGCCCCUGCUUCCCGGGAGCCCAGUGCAACAGCUUCCCCGACGGCUCCUGGUCCUGCGGCUCCUGCCCGCUGGGCUUCCUGGGCAACGGGACCCACUGCGAGGACCUGGACGAGUGCGCCCUGGUCGCAGACGUCUGCUUCUCCACAACCAGCAAGUCCAGCCGCUGCGUCAACACCGACCCUGGGUUCCACUGCCUGCCCUGUCCCCCUCGCUACAGAGGGACCCAGCCCUUCGGGGCCGGCCUGGAGGCGGCCCAGACAGACAAGCAGGUGUGUGAGCCUGAGAACCCCUGCAAGGACAAGACCCACAGGUGCCACCGGCACGCCGAGUGCGUCUACCUGGGCCACUUCAGCGACCCCAUGUACAAGUGCGAGUGCCAGACGGGCUACGCGGGCGACGGGUUCAUCUGCGGCGAGGACUCGGACCUGGAUGGCUGGCCCAACAAGAACCUGGUCUGUGCCACCAACGCCACCUACCAUUGCGUCAAGGACAACUGCCCCUUCCUGCCUAACUCUGGGCAAGAAGACUUCGACAAGGACGGCAUCGGCGACGCCUGUGAUGAGGACGACGACAACGACGGCGUCAGUGACGAGAAGGACAACUGCCAGCUCCUCUUCAACCCCCGCCAGUCCGACUACGACAAGGACGAGGUGGGCGACCGCUGCGACAACUGCCCCUACGUGCACAACCCCGCCCAGAUCGACACCGACCACAACGGCGAGGGCGACGCCUGCUCCGUGGACAUCGACGGGGACGAUGUCUUCAAUGAGCGGGACAAUUGUCCCUACGUCUACAACACCGACCAGAGAGACACGGACGGCGACGGCGUGGGCGACCACUGUGACAACUGCCCCCUCGUGCACAACCCUGAUCAGACCGACGUGGACAAUGACCUCGUGGGAGACCAGUGUGACAACAACGAGGACAUCGACGAGGACGGCCAUCAGAACAACCAGGACAACUGCCCCUACAUCUCCAACGCCAACCAGGCCGACCAUGACGGCGACGGCAGGGGCGACGCCUGCGACUCGGACGACGACAAUGACGGGGUGCCUGACGACAGGGACAACUGCCGGCUGGUCUCCAACCCCGACCAGGAGGACUCCGACGGUGAUGGGCGGGGAGAUGCUUGUAAGGACGACUUUGACAAUGACAGCGUCCCGGACAUUGACGACGUGUGUCCUGAGAACAACGCCAUCAGCGAGACUGACUUCAGGAACUUCCAGAUGGUGCACUUGGACCCCAAGGGCACCACCCAGAUUGACCCCAACUGGGUCAUCCGGCACCAGGGCAAGGAGCUGGUGCAGACAGCCAACUCCGACCCGGGCAUCGCUGUGGGUUUCGACGAGUUCGGGUCCGUGGACUUCAGCGGCACCUUCUACGUCAACACGGACAGGGACGACGACUACGCCGGCUUCGUCUUCGGCUACCAGUCCAGCAGCCGCUUCUACGUGGUGAUGUGGAAGCAGGUGACCCAGACCUACUGGGAAGACCAGCCCACCCGCGCCUACGGCUACUCGGGGGUGUCGCUCAAGGUGGUCAACUCCAGCACGGGCACCGGCGAGCACCUGAGGAACGCCCUGUGGCACACCGGGAACACGGCGGGGCAGGUUCGGACCUUGUGGCACGACCCCAAAAAUAUUGGCUGGAAAGACUACACUGCCUACAGGUGGCACCUGACCCACAGGCCGAAGACGGGCUACAUCAGAGUCCUGGUACACGAAGGCAAACAGGUCAUGGCAGACUCGGGACCCAUUUACGACCAGACCUACGCGGGCGGGCGGCUGGGCCUGUUCGUCUUCUCUCAAGAAAUGGUCUAUUUCUCGGAUCUCAAGUACGAGUGCAGAGAUGCGUGACCCAGACUGGCUGCGUUUCCCCACGUAGAUGCUGUUGCCCAGACACCACCGUCC
Molecule: messenger RNA, 3652 nt
Organism: Molossus molossus (Pallas's mastiff bat)
Lineage: Eukaryota; Metazoa; Chordata; Mammalia; Chiroptera; Molossidae
Gene: THBS2
Product: thrombospondin 2
Exons: 22
Coding region: 80-3598 (1172 amino acids)
Biological process (GO): cell adhesion; negative regulation of angiogenesis
Cellular component (GO): extracellular region
Molecular function (GO): protein binding; calcium ion binding
Source: RefSeq, a predicted model, not a curated record